AUGCAAUUGUCUCAACGCCAGACAAUCAACUACACCCAGCCGAUCGAUGUCUCCAAAAUCCCGACGUGUCCCACCGCAACCUGCAAAUCCGAUCCGUUAGGAAGCAUAUCUCCCAACGGGUGCACGCCUGUAACUGCGUCGACACAGCUAUACAACAGGAGCUGCUAUUGCGCCCUCAAGGAUCCGCUCUACUGCGCAUGGGAAUGCACUUGGUGGGAAUGGAUGUUCACAGAGGACUGGUUCGUGAAAGAAUGCGGGCCAAACUCUGACAGGCUUUCGUACGACGGGCUGCCGGCCUGCGCGCAGGGUUGUCUACAUGAGCAGCUCGUCUAUUAUGGCUGCGUCACCGAAGGCCGCAACUGCUUCUGCAUCCAAGGUAGUCUGUUCAAUUGCCAGUCGAACUGCCACAAGGAGAGCGAGACCAUCGCCAUCCAGCACUGGCUAAUGGCCCAGUGCGGCAUCAGUAAAGCGUUGGCCGAGAAAGGGACGUUGGAAGGUGUGUUCUAUGGCUCUACGGCCGACCUUCCUGAGUUGAAAGAGUCACUUGCUGUUUUCCGGCCAAGAAGAACGAAGUUGAAGUGGUACGAGGUUGGUGCAAUUGUGCUGCUUUGCAUCACUGUCCUGGUGGGAGUAAUCAUGUGGAUUGAUCUCCGCGUGCGGCAGAGGAAACAGUCUCAGGCAGGGAUGGUAGAGACCCAGGAGGAGAAUGCACAUUCAUCGCGGCUUUGGGGGACGGGCACUUCGUGGAAAGCUGUUCCGGGAGACGUUGAGGGCUGA
This is a messenger RNA of Fonsecaea multimorphosa CBS 102226, 777 nucleotides long. RefSeq lists its product as uncharacterized. Lineage: Eukaryota; Fungi; Ascomycota; Eurotiomycetes; Chaetothyriales; Herpotrichiellaceae. The record is from RefSeq and is a predicted model, not a curated record. The transcript has a single exon. Bases 1 to 777 code for a protein of 258 amino acids.